Scheffersomyces stipitis CBS 6054 is the source of this 761-nucleotide messenger RNA. RefSeq names its product 40S ribosomal protein eS7 (gene RPS7A). The record is from RefSeq and is a predicted model, not a curated record. Gene Ontology annotation, biological process: ribosomal small subunit biogenesis; rRNA processing; translation. Gene Ontology annotation, molecular function: structural constituent of ribosome. Gene Ontology annotation, cellular component: 90S preribosome; ribosome; cytosolic small ribosomal subunit. The transcript has a single exon. Lineage: Eukaryota; Fungi; Ascomycota; Pichiomycetes; Serinales; Debaryomycetaceae. Bases 1 to 567 code for a protein of 188 amino acids.
AUGUCUGCUGUCAACAAGAUCUUAUCUGAAAAGCCAACCGAAUUGGAAUUGAAGGUUGCCCAAGCUUUCGUUGACUUGGAAUCCCAAGCCGACCUCAAGGCCGACCUCAGAGCCUUGCAAUUCAAGUCCAUCAAGGAAAUCGAAGUUUCCGGUGGUAAGAAGGCUCUCGCCGUCUUGGUCCCACCUCCAUCUCUCGGUGCCUACAGAAAGGUCCAAACCAGAUUGACCAGAGAAUUAGAGAAGAAGUUCCCAGACUCCCACGUCGUCUUCUUGGCUGAAAGAAGAAUCUUGCCAAAGCCAUCCAGAAAGGCCAGACAACAACAAAAGAGACCAAGAUCCAGAACCUUGACUGCUGUCCACGACAAGAUCUUGGAAGACUUGGUUUUCCCAACUGAAAUCAUCGGUAAGAGAGUUAGAUACUUGGUUGGUGGUAACAAGAUCCAAAAGGUCUUGUUGGACUCCAAGGACUCCACUGCUGUCGACUACAAGUUGGAAUCUUUCCAACAAUUAUACGCCAAGUUGACCGGUAAGCAAGUCGUCUUUGAAAUCCCAGGUGAAGUCUACUAAGCAUCGCAUAUGUUAGCUUGUGUAAAUUUUCAGUAUUGAAACAGGGGGUUCCACGGUAAAAUGAAGAGUCCUCGCUCAUUUCAUCCAAGAUCUGAUCUGAAAAGAGACUGAUGUUCGAUAGAUGCGGAAAGUUUUAGGUUAGGUCUUAUUUUGUGUAUUAGAAACAUAUUUUUAAUAUAUUAUCAUUUAAUGUU